Molecule: messenger RNA, 2062 nt
Organism: Pollicipes pollicipes
Lineage: Eukaryota; Metazoa; Arthropoda; Thecostraca; Pollicipedomorpha; Pollicipedidae
Product: nucleolar protein 14-like
Biological process (GO): maturation of SSU-rRNA
Cellular component (GO): nucleolus; small-subunit processome; Noc4p-Nop14p complex
Source: RefSeq, a predicted model, not a curated record
GGAGCGGUGCGUUGGACUGGGAGAGACCAGGCACGUGCGGGAGAUGCUCGUGAUUGGUACUUCAUCCGAGAAACACCGAUUAAUCUGAAGAUCGGUCAGAUUGAAUAGCUGGGAAGCAGCUCUUUGAGCAUCAGCAAUGGCAAAAACCAAGAAACCAGGCAAGAAGGGAGUGGGCCAUGCAGAAAAAGUAGCUAGCAUCAAGAGCAAGGAAAGGGCAAUUAAUCCAUUUGAAAUCCAUUUCAACAAACAAAAGCAUACUGUCCUGGGUCAACAUCUUCCUGGUGAGAAAGGAAAACCAGGGAUAUCCAAGGCCAAAGCUCAGAAAAAGAGGAAAUUGACGUUGCUGCGAGAGUUGAAAACCAGGACCAAAUCCAAUGAAUUUUUGGAUCGUCGCAUUGGUGAGAAGACCAAGGGUAUGUCGGUGGAGGACCGCCUGGCAGCCAGGUUCGCCGCCGAACGCAAGAAGCAAAACAAGCAGACCCUCUUCAACCUGGAGGAGACCACCGAGCUGACGCACAUGGGCCAGACGCUGAGCGAGAUCGAGAAAUACGAGGACCCGCGCAGCGACGACGAGGGCGACGACGCACUCGGAGCCGAGUUCGUCAAGUCGGCCCACUUCGGCGGCGGACUGCUGGCCUCGGGCGGCCCCAACUCCGCCCAGAGCCGCAAGGAGUGGAUCGAUCAGAUGAUCGCCGACAGCAAGAAGCGCAAAUACGACGCGCGAAAGGCCCGCGAGGAGACGCUCGAGAUGACCGACAAACUGGACGACGACUACAAGCAGGUCAUGCAGAUCUUCAAGGACGCCGACCUCAUGCGCCCGACCCGGGCGAAAGAGCGGACGCGAGAGCCGAGCCCCGAGCCGGCACCGGCACCGGCACCGGCACCGGCAGCGGCAGCGGCAGCGGCAGCCGCCGCCGCCGCGCCCGACCCCUCCGACGAGUACGACAUGCUCGUGCGCCAGCUGGCCUUCGAGCCGCGCGUCGGGGCGUCGGAGCGGACCAAAACGGACGAGGAGGUAAGCGAGGAGGCGACACGGCUCCGCUUGCUGGAGGAGGCGCGCCAGCUGCGCAUGCGCGCUGACCCGGAGGAGGCGGGCGGGGCGCGGCCGGCCGUCCACCGCAGCGCCGAUGACCUGGACGACGGGUUCCUGCUGGACGCCAAGCCGCAGCAGCGUCUUGAGCUGAUCGGCGAUCAGCUGGUGGUGACCGGCAGUGGUGACGCUGAGGAGGAGGCCGAGCAAACACCUCCUGAGACAGUCACGCCCCCUAAAGCCAAGCUUCCGACCUACAAGAAGCUCAGCGCCACCCUCCGGGCCCUGCUGCCGCUCGAGCAGACGCGUCACCUGACCGAGCUUGUGACGUCGCUGGAUCCGCAGCUGUCGCCGGGCAACAAGGCGCUGCUCAUCUCCCUGUACGAGAUGCUCCUGCGCUACAUCGGCGACUGCUGCCGCCGCUCGGGCGCCGCGGCAGACACCGGCUCCUUCCCCGGCCUAGAGACGCUGCUGCCGCUGCGGGUGUGUGGCCAGCUGUUCCCCAGCUCUGACCGCCGCCACCCGGUCACCAUGCCGGCCAUGUUGAUGCUGUGCCAGAUGCUGGCGGAGUGCCGCGUCACCUCGCGCCGCGAGCUGGCCGCUGGACUCUUCGUCGUCUCGCUUCUGAAUGAGGUCAGUGCGGUUCACGAGCCUGGCCAGCCCUACGUGCCGGAGGUGAUCGGCUUCCUGCAGAGCGUGCUGUUCACGGCUGUGCCCAGCGAGCGCCAGGCGCCGCUGCCGGCCACGUGCUGCUACCCCAGCUGCCGCGCGGACCCCACUCCGCCUGCUGCAGCUAACCACCAGCUGCGCCGGCGCGCCGUAAUAAAAAGACCUAAACCCCUCCGUUUGUACGAGCCUGCUAUAGAAGAGAACUUUGACGGCCGGCGGCGGCGGCCGGGCUCGCACGAGAAGCGAGAGCACGACAAGCUGGUGCACAAGUACAAGCGACAGAUGCGCUCGACAGUGCGCGAGGUGCGCCGCGACAACGCCUUCGUGGCGCGCCAGAAGCUGACCGAGAUCAAGACCAAGUGA